Molecule: messenger RNA, 1948 nt
Organism: Cavia porcellus (domestic guinea pig)
Lineage: Eukaryota; Metazoa; Chordata; Mammalia; Rodentia; Caviidae
Gene: Reeld1
Product: reeler domain containing 1
Exons: 6
Cellular component (GO): membrane
Source: RefSeq, a predicted model, not a curated record
AUGAGGGUCCCAGCUACCCUUGCAGGUUGGGCUUGUAUCAUCACCCUCUGCCUGACUUCCUGCUUGUCAGCUUUUUCCCAUGGAGGCAGUACGGUGGCCUGUGAGGACCUACAGCCCAGACACAUGGGAGCACGGCCCCAGCGCCCUGGCACCCACCACAUUUCCAUCCAUGCUGGCAAGGCUUCCUACUCACCUGGAGACCAGAUCCCAGUGACGGUGAGCAGCGGCCGCGGCUUCAUGGGCUUCCUGCUGCAGGCCUGGGGCACUCCUGGGCGACAGACAGCCGGCACUUUCGUCUCCAUCCCUCCUCGGUCCAAACUGAUGGCUUGUCUGGAAGAGGCGGACACAGUCACCCACGCCGACAAGUCCCCGAAAAGAAACCUGUCGUUCGUGUGGAAGGCUCCUGCCCGGCCUGCGGGGGACGUCAGGUUCCUAUUAUCAGUAGUCCAGUCAUAUUUCGUUUACUGGGUGAGGAUUGAAUCAUCCAUUGUAUCACAAGAGACACACAGCAGAGCCUACUCAGAUGACCUCAGGAGCCCAGAGGCUGGGUCACCGGUGCCAGCUCUGGGGCAGAGGCUGGGCUAUCACGAGGAAAUCACCCCAGGUACGAGGUGCCCCAUCACUCCUCCACAGCAGUGCACAUUCUUUGCCGUUGCUCUUACAGGAGCUGCAGAGGAGAACAGCCUAGAUCCUGCUCCUACCAGUCCUGUGGUGGUAAAGUUGCCCGGGGAUUCCCAGACCCUGACCCCAAAUCCUUCGCUCACAGCUACGCCAACCAGCAUCAGUCAGGGGCCCAGUGGGGACAGAAACCCAACCCUAGAACCAUCACGGGAUGUGCACAGGCUGGAGAGGCUUGUGGCCCCCAGGUGAGUCUCCUCAGAGGGCCUGGCUUCUAAACAAGCAGCAGCAGAUCACUGCACUCAGGAUGACCGAAACUUUGAGUCAUUGGAAACCUGCCUGCUUUGGGGUUCAGAUGAACAGGACAACAUGGUGGCCUCUAAUGGGACCCUGAUGAAGCCUUCCUUGCACACUGCCCAUCGUACCAAUCUCCAGCAUCUCUGGCCCUCUGUGGCAUUCAGGGAGCAUGGGGUUGGGGCAGCCAACCCAGCUCCUGCCUUCUACCCCUCUAGCAUUUCCAGGCUACCUGCUGCUGAUGGCUAUGAAGAGAAACCAAGGCCUUCUGCCAGUUUCCUACCUGAGUCAAAGCACAAGGAGGCCAGAGAGGGCACGGGGAGUGGAGGGGCUGGCAUGGGACACCCUAGCAAGACCAACCAAAGAGCUGAAGUUGGACUAGAGGAAGACGGUGCCCCUUUGGGGAUCCAGUUCAGAACUCCUCAGUUAGGGCUUUUGUUAAGCCUGUUAGCAGCUCUGGGCAUGGCCCUGGCUUGUGGCCUUUGCUACCUGUAUACUCACUAUUGCCACAAACAGAUAAAAGUGUCCUUCAGUGAGCCUGCUGCAGGUGCUGUUGCCAGGAGUGACAGUGGGGAGACUGCGCAUGUCAGGAGAAUUGGGGAAAACAGUUUUGCCCUGGUUCAAGCAGAAUACAACUGGAUCACCCCCUCUGUGGAUGAUAAGAAACAGUCCUCUGAGAAGACCUGGCGCCGAGCUUCUCAAUAGCCUCCUUAGACCCCGCAGAGUGUCUCAGUCAAAGGGAGCUCGUAAGAAUUCCUGAUAAGGGCAGGGACUCCCUGGCCUCUUGUCAGUGUGCAGUUAGUUGGAGGAAGCAUCGAAAGGACAGGUUUAUCAACAAAGGGAGUUCUUCCCGAGCUUUGUUGUCUUAACAUCUGUAAUUUGGCUUCUUUUUCUUUUUGCAAUUAGACGUUCUGUUUGAAGAGUUAAACUCAACACAAUGAAUAUUGUAUAACCCGCUCAUUAACUAGACUCCUGUGGCCGCUAAGCUUCCUCUGUUGCCUUAAGGAACCCACUGAAAUAGAAAUUCUGUCCCUCC